This is a messenger RNA of Puccinia graminis f. sp. tritici CRL 75-36-700-3, 624 nucleotides long. RefSeq lists its product as uncharacterized. Gene Ontology annotation, biological process: ubiquitin-dependent protein catabolic process. The transcript has 2 exons. Gene Ontology annotation, molecular function: ubiquitin protein ligase activity. The record is from RefSeq and is a predicted model, not a curated record. Gene Ontology annotation, cellular component: cytoplasm. NCBI's taxonomy places the organism in Eukaryota, Fungi, Basidiomycota, Pucciniomycetes, Pucciniales, Pucciniaceae. The coding region runs from base 1 to 624 and encodes 207 amino acids.
AUGGCACAAGCGACGGCUGAAAGAGCCGAAGAGGCUUUGUCGUACCUCACGCCUGAAGAGCGACCAAUCUUCCAACGCUGCUUUCGAUUGCUGGCAGAGGCUCACUCCGAAUUAGAUACUCACCCUCUCCGGGACGGCUUUGAUGCUGACGAGUUUCUCUACUACUUCGGCGAUGUGUUCGGGCUCGAGGAAGCAUGGUCCCGUUUAGAAGAAUCAGUUCAUCGGCGCUUGCAAGAUGUGGUGAAUCAAUGGACGGCUUUGAUCGAAGCUCUGGAUGAUUCUCGUACUGCUUCCUUCGCAAGCCGACUUCGAGUUGAACGGCACCGACUUCGAGUUCAACUACUAUUGGACACUCUUACUGUCUCCAACGCAACCGCUGCCACUUUGUUAUCGAGCCCCGACGGGGUCGCUUCGCAAUGCUCAAUUUGCAAGGAUCAGCUCGCCCAACCCGAACACACCAUUGUUCAGCUCCCAUGCCAUCCCACCCAUCUUUUCCACCGUGACUGCGUUCAACCCUGGGUAGAAGACAACUUGAACUGCCCUAUUUGCCGCGUUGAAAUUGAACUGCCACCUGCCUCGGACUCGGACUCAGACUCAGACUCGGACUCGGAGCCUGAUGUCUGA